AUGGGCAACAAUUGCAGAAAUUUACCUGAACGUGAUAAAAGAGUACCAGAUAAAAUUGAGACCAGAGAAAGCUUGGAAAAUAUUGAACUAUAGAUCCAUAAUUGUUAAGAUUAAAUUGAUUCGAUUGAUCUGUAGACCAAACAAGCUCAAGAAAAAAAAAUAUCCAAAGAUAGUGAAUUAAGCAAAGCCUUUGCCUAAGUAUUUUUGAUAUUUUAAGCACUUAUAUUCUAGGAAUAAGAUAAAAUGUAAUUGAGAAUCAUUGCCAAGGACAUCCUAGGUAUAGAAACCCAACUUGCGGAGCUAUCUAAUUAGAGAAAUAAUCUUCAUGAAACAAAAUAGUAGUUAUUAACUAAAAGAAUUAGAAUCAUAGGUGGAGAAACUACUCAUGAAGCCUAAAUCAUAGUGAAUACUAACCAUCACUAUGAUUCAAAUUAAGUGAUGUAAAGGACGGCUGCUGAGAUCUAGAAUACAAACUUGCAACAAGCAAUUGCAAGAUAGUAAGUGAGAGCUACUUAGUAAGUUGCUGAUCAGGAGGCUGAUGACUAUAUUCAAUAAUUGAGAAAUUUAAGGAAUCAAAAUAAUGGUCAAGCUUGA
Messenger RNA from Stylonychia lemnae, 594 nucleotides. Lineage: Eukaryota; Ciliophora; Spirotrichea; Sporadotrichida; Oxytrichidae. The record is from the annotation of a GenBank genome assembly.